AUGUCAAUAAAAGAAGGAUUGUUGGUGAUAUUAUCAUUAUUUUUAUUUGAUACGACAGCAUUGAUUCAUCGACGAGAAAUUCCUCAUAUGGAAUCAAAAGGACAAAUGCAGCAUGGCCAAGUUUUAUUGGGAGGAUGGCAAGAACGUAGUCCAGAAGAUAACGAAAUACUGGAGCUAUUGCCAAGUGUUUUAACUAAAGUAAAUCAACAAUCAAACGAUGAGUACCAUUUGAUGCCAAUCAAAUUGCUAAAAGUUUCAUCUCAAGUUGUCGCCGGUGUGAAAUAUAAGAUGGAAGUACAGGUUGCUCGAUCAGAAUGCAAAAAAAGUGCAAGUGAGCAAGUUAACUUGAAAACAUGUAAAAAAUUGGAAGGACACCCGGAUCAGGUGAUGACAUUGGAGGUAUGGGAGAAACCAUGGGAAGAUUUUUUGCAGGUGAAUAUUUUGGAGACAAAGGUACUCUCGUCAGUAUGA
Messenger RNA from Brugia pahangi, 471 nucleotides. The record is from the annotation of a GenBank genome assembly. NCBI's taxonomy places the organism in Eukaryota, Metazoa, Nematoda, Chromadorea, Rhabditida, Onchocercidae.